UGACCUGAGGCAAGAAUGACUCAACUGGAGACCAUGUUUUGGUUAAUAGUAGCGUCGGUGCUAGUGCGAAGCAUCCCAUCCCUCGGCAGUGCUUCAACGUUGUAUCUUCGUCGACCUCCUUACUUCUCCAGUCAACAGCCUGAACAAUUGACGGCACCACCAUCCCUCGAUUUGUCACCUCCACCAUCAUACAGCCAGGUACCCCGACCACAGUAUGGCCAGCCACCUUCAAAAUACUUCCCGCCUCCACCACGAUAUGGACAACCACUUCAACCCCCGCACAGGCAGCCACCUCCUCAGUACUCUCCAUCUCCACCACAGCAAGGAAAACCAUCUCCGCCCCAGUAUGGGCAGCCACCUCCCCAUCAACAUGGACAACCACCUCCACGGCACAAGCCACCACCACAUCGGCAGCGACCACCCUCGCACAAGCAGCCACCCCCACCACAUCCGCAUCGCCCGCCACCUUCUCGUAAACCACCACCUCUCAGGUACCUGCCACCGUCUCCCAAGCACCCACCUCCUCCGCCGCAGCAUGCACAGGCGCCGCCACCACCACGACACAGACAGCCAGCCCCUCCAAUGGCACACCACAAGCACCCGCCACCCUCUCACGGAAACCCUCCACGUCAUCACAGACACCCAGCGCCGCCCCUGUCACCAUCUCCACAUAAGCACCCGCCGCCACACCAUGGGCGCACCCCGCCAACUCAUAGGAAUCCCCCACCUUAUAACGGGCAGCCGCCUCCUCCACCUCCCCACCGACGAACACCACCCUCUCACGGGUAUCCACCACCGCAGCAUUUACGGCCACCGCCGCCAUCUCAUGGAGCAGCACCACCUUGCCACAGGCUCAACCCUCCAUCUCACAUGCCUCCACCACCUCGUCAUCCUUACCCGCCACCAUCUCACGGGCUGCCCCCACAACCCGCUCGAGGUUAUCCACCCCGUUCUCACCAUGGGCGUCCUCCACCUCCACAGCAAUACACACCACCUCCGUCGCAGAUGCCAUCGCCACCGUCUCCGUACCAACCGCCACCGCCGUAUCUCUAGGCUCUGGCACAAUGGUCCUAAUAUUGUAUUAAAAUACUACUAUGGUUGCUGAGAGUGAUCAUGCUCCCUUUUUUGGUAAUGGCUAUGCGCCCCGUAAACGGGUGUCCGCUCUUUUUUAUGUAUGCGUGAUAUGGUUCUAUCUUCCGCUCCUUUUUAUGUAUGCGUGAUAUGGUUCUAUCUCUUGCUUCUAGCAGAUUGUGUGGUGAGAAAUUAAAUAAAUGAUCAGUUUCAA
Elaeis guineensis (African oil palm) is the source of this 1285-nucleotide messenger RNA. NCBI's taxonomy places the organism in Eukaryota, Viridiplantae, Streptophyta, Magnoliopsida, Arecales, Arecaceae. The record is from RefSeq and is a predicted model, not a curated record.